AUGGGGCUGAACAUUUCCAACAUGCUCACCCCUAGCAGAGCUCCAUUCUACGGUAUCGUCCUGGGAAAUGCGGCUACACCACUUGGUUCAGCGGUCCUGCCAGACUCCUUUGGGACGAAGGACAACUACCACACGGAGUACAUAAAGUUCGAGAUGGCUGUCUUCGAGUCGUCAUACCACGCCAUCCUCGGCAGACCAGCAUUGGCCAAAUUCAUAGCCUACGACUGCGACCAAGAGGCGAUCGAGUACACCGCGAUAUCACGCAUGCUAGAACCUUCUGCGGAAGUUUUCGCGGCUGCGCAAAAGCUCACCGACUCAGAGAUGGAGAUCUCCAGCCAGAGGCUUAGCCAGUCGAGGGUAAAACCCAACAACAACAACGUCAACAUCAAGGACAUCCAGCUGGAAGAAGGCGACUCAUCCAAAACUGCUUUAAUUAGAGGCAGCUUAAGUGAUAAAUAG
This is a messenger RNA of Panicum hallii, 459 nucleotides long. RefSeq lists its product as uncharacterized. Bases 1 to 459 code for a protein of 152 amino acids. The transcript is spliced from 2 exons. Lineage: Eukaryota; Viridiplantae; Streptophyta; Magnoliopsida; Poales; Poaceae. The record is from RefSeq and is a predicted model, not a curated record.